GGGUAAUUUGAGCUCUACUCCGACCGGGCUCAAGCCAACAUAAAAUCCAAAAAUCUCACAGAGGUAGUAGAAAACCUAAUGGGUAACCUCUAGGGUUCUUCAGAUCUUUCGACAGUGGUGUGUUUCAUUUGGCGGAAUCGAAAUUUAGCUAUGGGUAACUGAGAUUUGAAUUCAAACAUUGAAGCUGUGGAUUUGGGAUUGAAGGCAAAAUUUCAAAUUGGGGCUAAGAAGGUUUCUGGUAGAGUUGUGAAGCUGCUGCCGAUGGGGCUCUUAGUUCAUGCACUUGACCCUUCACUGCUCUUCUCAGAUGACAACCUCCGAAUCUCACACUCCAGCCGAGAAAGGUUUCAAAGCUAUCACUUUUGACAUGAGAGGAGUUGGGAGGUCAAAUGGGAAGGCUUCUCUUACUGGGUUUGUAGAAAUCAAGGAUGUGAUUGCUGGCUGCAAAUUGGUCUCUAAGAAUUUGUCUGCUAAUAGAAUUUUGCUUGUGGGUUCUUCUGCAGUUGCUGAGAAGGUGUUCAUGGUAUUCAAUGCGGAAACAUUCCAAGAGAAAGACCCAGCAGUCUCUACACACUCACUGCGCCCAUGACAUGAACAGGUUCUACAAACAACUGGGAUUAUUUUCAUUGAAAAAGAAGAUUGAAGAUGAUGUUCUCCGAGCUGAGAUGUUGGCCCCAUUGGCACUGGAGCUUGAAGAAGAAAGACGGAAUGAGCAAGAACAACUGAUACGCAACUAUGACCUCUGGGAUGACACUGCUGAGUCCAAUGAGGUUCUUGCCAAAUUAGCUGAUAGUGUUAGAGUGGUUGAUGCUCUCAGAGACUUGACAUAUAAGGUUUCGGUAAAACAACGACUAAGCAUGUAUACCAAAUGGGCCAGAAAGCUAGGUUACAAAGGAAGGGUAGUAGAGAUGCAUUCUUCCACGAAUGGUGGCAUCAAGUCAGCAACUAUUGAGUUUUCUUUUGGUUGUCUAUCAGGAGAGGCAGGUGUGCACUACAUCAUAAAUUCUAAAAACGGAUCUGCUGUGCAUGAGGAAGCUGUCAAGGGACAAUUAUGGAGUCUACGUGAUCCCCAAGGGAAGCCACUGGGUGUAAUGGGAUGGUGGCCUUCAAGAGCUGUGAUCAACAUUUUUAAAAUGGUAGACUUAGCAGUAGGAAAAGAUGACAUUGCCAAGGUUAGGGGCCAGAGUGUAUACAUGCAAUAAAGCAAGGCCAAUGAGGCCAUGAGAGCGGCAGAGCUUGCAAAGCAAGACUCGCUAAAUAAAUUUCUGGAUGUAUAUUGCUAGGAGAGUACCAUUAGAUCUGCUCAUUUUGUAGAUAAAAGAUUACUUUUGCA
This is a messenger RNA of Rosa chinensis, 1333 nucleotides long. RefSeq names its product peptide chain release factor 2. Gene Ontology annotation, biological process: translational termination. Lineage: Eukaryota; Viridiplantae; Streptophyta; Magnoliopsida; Rosales; Rosaceae. The record is from RefSeq and is a predicted model, not a curated record. The transcript has 7 exons. The coding region runs from base 531 to 1202 and encodes 223 amino acids.